AUGAAGAGACCAAGACGCCGAGUUAACGAAUCCGAUCUCGACUAUACGAAAGCUGCAGAAGAAAAUUCGAAGAUUUUAUUGAAGGAGAAAUAUGAGAUGCUUCGAUGGACUGACACUGUUGAAAUCAAAACACCGAAUCUUCUUAUACCUACACAAAUAGCUAACUAUGUGGAAUCAUUGCCAUUCUGCAAGAUCAGUGUUCCAUCUUCGGCUGACCGUUUUGCCAUAAUGCAUCAUAGCCGCCUCUUGGACGUCUACGCUAUUGAUGGGCAGAAUAUAGUUCAGGAAUCGAGCGUGCAAGUGCUGGAAGAUGAGUUCCCUCAAUACUGCUUGUUAGAAUUUACUGCUUCUGGAUCACUACUUCUGUCAACCCGGAGUAGUGCGCAGAUUGACGUAUUUGAUCACCAGGGCGGGUACUGCUAUGAUAUUCCAUUGGAAUCCCCGGCAAACAAUAUUGACUUGGUAUGUGCUAUAUCUGCCAUCCGAACUAUUGCCAACACUUCAACAGAUGAUAAAUAUCUCGAUAUUUUAUACGCUCUACAAUACAAUGGGACCAUGUCCGUUUAUAAAAUCGGGUAA
This is a messenger RNA of Cooperia oncophora, 579 nucleotides long. NCBI's taxonomy places the organism in Eukaryota, Metazoa, Nematoda, Chromadorea, Rhabditida, Trichostrongylidae. The record is from the annotation of a GenBank genome assembly.